CCUAUCACGAUAUAUGUCGACAAUCAAGCAAUGCUGAAAUCCGGUGACUUAUUCUCUACUAAAUCUGGCCACUAUAUAAUCGACCAUUUCCGCAGAUUAAUCAAAAUAUUGAAGAAAAACAGUAAAGACUGCAACUUCCAAGUCAAAGUUCACUGGAUAUCGGGACAUGACGGAGUGGAGGGCAACGAGAAAGCAGAUCAGGAAGCGAAGGAAGCAGCGGAGGGAAGUGAGGCGAACAGCGCGACAAGACGUUUACCCCCAUACCUGAAGAAGGGCGUUCUACCAAGCAGCACAUCCGCGUUAAAGCAAGCACAACGAAAGGAAUCAGCUGACAGAUGGAACAGACUCUGGACGAAAUCACCACGUCACGCUCACACCAUCAGCAUAGAUCCGCAACUCGUAGCAGCGAGCAAGUCCUUCAUCUCCCUCGUCAAAAACUUGCCGAAACGCCAUAUUAGUUUGCUCAUAGGACUACGCACACGCCACAUAGCCCUCAAUCAACAUCUACACCGACUCGGAAAGAGCCAAAGUCCCAACUGCCCUCAUUGCAACGGUUCACCCGAGACGAUACCACACUUCCUCCUCUCUUGUCCG
Molecule: messenger RNA, 594 nt
Organism: Suillus clintonianus
Lineage: Eukaryota; Fungi; Basidiomycota; Agaricomycetes; Boletales; Suillaceae
Exons: 1
Molecular function (GO): nucleic acid binding; RNA-DNA hybrid ribonuclease activity
Source: RefSeq, a predicted model, not a curated record